GUCACGCGGGUGACCCGGGUUCGAUCCCCGGCAACGGCGAAUUUUCAUAUUUUUUCAGUUCUCUUUUUUUCGAGUCCCUCUCUCUUACUCGCCUGUUACCCUAAUUAACAUCACCACCAAUCAAACCAAACCUUUUUGGAAGACUUAUAUUUCCUCUCAUUUUCGUUUCCCGCCACUCCGUUCCCUCCUCCUCCAUCUCACUCCUCAACGUUACAAAAACGUUAAUUCGCCUCGCCGCUCAAAAAAAUCUGACCGGAAAUGGCGAACCCUAACGGCGCCGCCGUCAAAGAGAAACCAGACGAUCUGGAAAUCAGCUCCAUCGGUUCCCUCUACUCCGGCCCUUGGGACAAGAAGUACUGGAGCUCCUCUAGGGGGAAGGAUCGAUAUCCGUAUCCGAUUGGGUAUGGAGCUGUUCGAGCUCAUAAUGGGAGUACAUAUAAGAUGGAAAUUCAAGAGGGUCCUAAAGGACCUUUGUUUUCGAUUAUUGCUGCCGAUGGACAAUCAUGUUCCGGGCAAACCCCAGAUAUUGCUUGGGAUAAAUUCCAGAAGAAAUGCUUUCCCCGCACAAAGAUUUGGCAUGGGAAGAGAUUUUCGUGCAAGAUAGAUGGUGUGGAGUUUUUUGGGUUUAAAAAUCCAUUUGUCCAGAGGCUACUUCGGGAGCUGGCAACAGAUGUUAACGGAGCAGCAGAGCAAAGUUUGUUACCCUCGAGCUCCUGCAAUGGAGCUUCUAGAACAGACGUUGAUAACCGCUCCCCAGAGGCAUAUUCAGACUUGGGAAGACCACAAAUCACAGGGAAGAGAAGUAGGAAACGUGAAAGUGGAAAUGCAAAGUCAUCCAGUCGGACAGGCAUAAAUAAGACUACAACUGAAGAUCUGGUAUCCAUUUCUGAAGCUUCGAGUCCAAUAAAAGGGAGUAAGAGACAUUGUAAUAAUGGGAAUCCCAUGCCUUCUUCUUUAAAUGAAGAACACGAUAUACCAGCAGUGUUGCCACCAUUAGUGCAUUUAGUACCGGUUCAUCAAGAAGAGAGUGAGAUUUCAGCCAAAGAUCAUUUGCCAUUGGAUUCUGUUGGCUUCUUCAAUCAUCUCAGCAAGGAUAAUAUCCCUGAAGAUUCAAAUGGUCCUGGAAAAUGUAAAGCCACUCCGGCAGCCAUCAACAUGUCCGUGGAUGAAAGAAAACCUGUUGAUAGGUCUCAGGGUACCAAGAUGGAAGACAUUAGUUUUCCAAUGGCACCAAAUGACCAAAAUGUAGAUGCUACAAUUCCACAAGAUUGCCAAGGUCUUACUGAUGUUGAACUUUUUGCUCCUGAUACCUUAGAUUUUACACAAGACAAAACAGCUGAUUCGUCUUCAACUAUCCAACUGUUUGCGCCUGAUACCUUAGAUUCAGAAGGUAAAAAUGCGGAUUCUUCUUCAACUAUCCAAGAUAGAAGCACCAUGGAUGUGGUCAUUGCUGAUGGGCUGCUGACUGAAUCACAUCCGGAAGAAGAAACGCCCACUGUUAAAUCAAAUGCAAGUUCCCAGAAUAUUGAUUUUGAUUCAGUUGGUCAGGAAAUGGCAAAGUCCAUGAUGGCAUUUCUUCUUCCACAGGCUAUUCCUCUCCUCAAUAAGGGCUCUAAGAAGAAAAAGGGUUCUGGUAUCCCUUCAGAAGUUCUGCCUUUUACAGUGAAAUCUCAGAAGGAAAGCAAUGAAAUCACUGCUCCAUCCCCUGGUUUAAUGCCUUCCAAUAAAGAUGCAAAGGGGAAAAAGAUGCAUACCCAAUCUACUGAUAUUGAUCCAAUUGCUCCAACAAAGUCUAUUAUUCCUGACAGUUUAGAUGAUGAUCAAAAUGGUGACCACGUAUCCAAUCACUUGAUAUCUUUGUCUGAUAAGGCUGAACCUGAUCAGCAUAAUUCUGAUGGUGCAUUCCCUAUGAAUAGUCAUGGACAUCUUGUUUCCAGCAAUGAGCAUGGUCAUAAUCUUGCUGGCAAUGAGCAUGGACAUCUUCUUGCUGCCAAUGAGUAUAACAAAUUGAUAGAUGAUCAGCAAGAGACCAGCGGAAGCAACGAUGCAUAUCCGUCUGAGGAAGUGGGCAUGGCUUCAACUGGGAGGCUUCAGGAAUGUGGCCAGUACAUACUUGAGUCUCUUCCAGUUUGUGCAACUCCAUAUAGAAAAGUCUUUUCUGAAGAAAUCACGGAGAAGUUCCAUAUUGAUGAAUGCCCAGUAGGUAUUACUCUCAGUUCUAAGAAAAUGAAUGAAACUGCAGUUGAUCCUACCAAAGAUAUUGUUGAUGAUAACCGAAGAGGCAUGUUAAAUUCUUUAAAUAUAUCAGAGAAGGAAACUGCUGCUAAGACAUUGUCUACCAAAACUGAAAAUCUGUCUUUUUCUCAAGUUCCCAAGUUAGUGUAUACCAGGAAAAAGGUUCAGACUAUAUCUCAUAUGAAAGGCAAUAACAGUGGUCCAGUCUCAAAAAGUAUAAUAUGCAAGAACAAUGUACCUGAGACAUAUCCUUCCACAGAAACUCUGCAGGUGGGUUCUUCUGAUGACAAUUCAAAUAUAAGGGAUUCAUUUUGUGCUGAAGCCAAGAUUGUUGGACGCUCCAGUUUGAAUGCAGAGAAACCUUCGAUGAACUCUAAAGCUGUAUUAAACAGCAUGGGUCCAGCUGUAUUACAAGAUCUAAUUGUUGGUGAGAAAGAUACUUCAUACUUUUGUGAUUUGUUUGUCUCACAUUUAGAAAACCAGGUUGACAAGAAUGUGGUUGGCCAUGAAAACCUCCUACAGUUCAAAGAUUCUGAAACAUCUCAUAAACAAGGGCCGAGUUUCAGUUGUGAUCCCAAUAGCAUUCCAUUUAGUUCAGAUUUGAAGCCUCACAAUAUGGAACUUAAUAAUGGGCUAGUGGGAAUUCUUGAGUUUGUGGGAUGCUAUACCCAUCCUGUUCCUGUUUUGUCAGUGUUGUUGAGCACAAAGGGAAAUCACAUUUACAUUUGUGUUUUAUGUGGCCUACUGGUUGGUAAGGACAUCAGCCUGUUCAUCUACAAGGUAGACAUUGAGGAACUGAAGGUUGGACACCCUUCUCUUGUUGGUCACACAUCAGUAACUUUGCCGGAUCUAACCGAUUAUUUUGGUGGAAUGGCUUUGGGAAGAUCCUGUCUACAAUUGACCCCAGAUGGACAGUGUCUUGUUUUACUUGACAGUAUUAAAACUCCUUUCUGCAGGCAAGGAAAAACCCAUUGUCUGUGCACCACAUGUGCGUCAAGCUGCUCUGAGGAGAAUGCUGUUAAGAUUGUCCAAGUAAAACUUGGUUAUGUUUCAUUAGUGGCAAGAUUGAAAGCAGUAGAGAGUCAAAGAUGUAUAUUGGUUUGUGAACCUAGCAAUCUUGUUUCUGUUGGAAAGACUGGGAGACUGCAUUUGUGGGUCAUGGAUUCAACAUGGAGUGCACAAAUGGAAUAUAUGGUUAUGCCAUCUGAAGAUUGCAUCUCCCCUGGCAUAGUGGAGUUGAAGAGAAUUCCAAAUUGUACUCAUCUAAUUGUCAGCCAUAAUGGUUACGGUGAAUUCAGUUUAUGGGAUAUUUUUAAACGCAUCCUUGUGUCAAGGUUCUUGGUACCAAGUGCUUCAAUUUGUCAAUUUUUUCCUAUCAGUUUGUUUGCUUGGCAAAUGAAUUUCCCUGUUUCUAGCCACUUUGAUAUGGAAGAACAUGUCAAUCAAAUGAUGGCUUCAACAUCGAAGAAACAAUUUUUGUCUGAAGGGGAAGAUGUUGCUGUAUGUCUUCUUGUUUCAUCUUCUGAUUUUGAUGCUCAACAAGACUAUGAAUCAGGUGACUGCCACCCAAAUCCAGUUGGACGGUGGAGGCUAGCUCUCAUGGUGAAAAAUAUGGUGAUCUUCGGAACUGCAUUGGAUUCAAGGGCUUCUGUCAUCGGUGCUUCCGCUGGACAAGGGAUCUGUGGUACUUGUGAUGGACUUGUGUAUAUGUGGGAGCUAUCUUCAGGAACCAAGCUUGGCACCAUGCAUCAUUUUAAAGGUGGCGGUGUUUCAUGUAUUUCUACUGAUGAUUCAAGGUCAGGUGCCGUGGCCAUAGCCGGGGACAAUCAAGUGUUGGUUUAUCUGCGCUCUAGAAAAUAUUCUGUAAACUGACACGCAAACAAGUUAUUUUCUCUCUUGCCUGUGUUAGAUAUGUAUUAGAUAAUUUCCAGUGCUUAGUAGUUAGUACACACUGAAAUUUCUGCCUUGUUGCCACUCAGCUAGCUAACAAGAUUUAGAUUUCUGAUCAGAACUGUGUAUCUGCCAAAAUUAGAAUCUCAGAUUUAGAUUUCUGUGAAA
Molecule: messenger RNA, 4293 nt
Organism: Rosa rugosa (rugosa rose)
Lineage: Eukaryota; Viridiplantae; Streptophyta; Magnoliopsida; Rosales; Rosaceae
Exons: 15
Coding region: 259-4107 (1282 amino acids)
Biological process (GO): regulation of cell cycle
Cellular component (GO): nucleus
Molecular function (GO): protein binding
Source: RefSeq, a predicted model, not a curated record